This is a messenger RNA of Pterocles gutturalis (yellow-throated sandgrouse), 396 nucleotides long. Its product is annotated as protein lifeguard 1-like. Gene Ontology annotation, biological process: negative regulation of apoptotic signaling pathway. NCBI's taxonomy places the organism in Eukaryota, Metazoa, Chordata, Aves, Pterocliformes, Pteroclidae. The record is from RefSeq and is a predicted model, not a curated record. Gene Ontology annotation, cellular component: membrane; Golgi apparatus; endoplasmic reticulum.
GGGCCCCCCUCCUACUAUGACAACCAGGACUUCCCCUCAGCGCACUGGGAUGACAAGAGCAUCCGCCAGGCCUUCAUCCGCAAGGUGUUCCUGGUGCUGACAGCGCAGCUGACCGUCACCUUUGCCUUCGUGGCCGUCUUCACCUUCGUGGGCGGUGUGAAGGGCUUCGGGCGGGGGCGCCACGUCUGGACCUACUACGUGUCCUAUGCCGUCUUCUUCCUCUCCCUCAUCAUCCUCAGCUGCUGUGGGGAUUUCCGCCGUAAACAUCCCUGGAACCUGGUGGCACUAUCCGUCCUGACCGUCAGCCUUGCCAGCUUCUACAGCACCGAUGCUGUCAUCAUGGCCGUCGGCAUCACCGUCGUCGUCUGCUUCACCGUUGUCAUCUUCUCGCUCCAG